Messenger RNA from Pedinophyceae sp. YPF-701, 462 nucleotides. The record is from the annotation of a GenBank genome assembly. Lineage: Eukaryota; Viridiplantae; Chlorophyta; Pedinophyceae.
AUGAGAUUCGGCGUGGUUGUGGGCAGGUUCAACGACCUGGUGACGAAGGACCUCCUCGAGGGCUGCCUGGCGGCGUUCAAGCGCCACGGGUGCAACAUCGAGCAGGACGUCGAGGUGUGCUGGGUGCCCGGGUCCUUCGAGAUCCCCCUCACCGCCAAGCACAUGGCGAAGAGCGGGUCGUUCAGCGCGGUGGUCGCCAUCGGCGCCGUCGUCCGCGGCGCGACGACGCACUACGACGAGGUGUGCAGCGCGGCCACCUCGGGCGUCCUCGGGGCCGGCAUGGACACCGGGGUGCCCGUCGUGUUCGGCGUCAUCACCACGGAGACCAUGGAGCAGGCCCAGGAUCGCGCGGGCGGCAAGGUGGGGAACAAGGGGUACGAGGCCGGCGUCACCGCGAUCGAGAUGUCCAGUCUGCUCAACAGCCUGCGGGAGGAUGGCAUGGCGGCGGAGCCGUGGCUCUGA